AUUGCAUUGAUUGGAUUGGCGCAAACUCUAUCACCUUGGCUGAUGGGACCCAACAGUUGACUGUGCCAAUUGUAAGAGAAGGUGAUACCCUACUAGCUACCGUUGAGAGAGCGAGAGAGAGAGAGAAAGAGAGAAAGAGAGAAAGACAGACAGAGAGUGAAAGAGAGAUAGAAAGAAAGGCAAACAGGCACGGUACAUUGAGGAAUUGAGAAGUGAUUGGCACCAUAUGGGGAUCCAUGCAUAAAGAGAUUUUCAAGUUUCUUGAUGAAUGAGAGCUUGGUGUGGCGAAAGCCCCGUCGGACGAGACAUUGGACAUGAAUAAGUGGACACGAGAGCACGCGGCUCAAGCCCUGGCCCUCACAUCUCAAGAAUGGGACAAGCUUGGCUUUAGCAAAGAUCCACAAGUGGCUCCUUCCAGUGACAUUGAUGUCAUCACCGAACGCAUUGUAUCCCUCAUGGCCAUACGGACGGUAGCCCUUCUCUCCACGCUCGAUGACUAUGACGACUUUUCCACUACGACAAUCUGUCGAUCCAUUCUACUCAAUGACAACAAGUGGCCGGAAACUCUCACACCACAAAUUGUACAAGAACUCAGACUCUACGUCAAGAGAAUACUGUCGGGGUACAGUCGCAAUUGGUAUCACAACAGGGAACACGCAUAUCAUGUCACCAUAUCGGCCAACAAGCUGCUAGAUAUGAUGAUCAAUCCUGCUCAUCAAGACAAUGGACACGAAAGACACAACACCAACGGAAACAACACACGGACCACCACCAAUGGACACAACCACAGACGACAACCUCAGCACCAACACUCGACAGCACCAACACCUCACAGCAGUAGUACAUUAUCAUGUAGAACAUUUGGCUUGAGACGAGACACAUACUUGCAAUUCACACUUGUCUUUGCGGCACUCAUUCAUGAUGUGCAGCAUGCAGGCAUUUCCAAUCGACAAUUGGCUCUAGAAGACGACCCUAUCUCCAUCCUGUACAAUGAUUCGUCGGCUCUGGAACAGCAGUCUCUCACCAUUGGAUUUACCGAGUUCUUACAACCAGAAUUCGCAAACUAUCGAAAACUCAUCUUUCCAAACCGACAAGUCUAUGCUGGCUUUCGAAAAACGGUCGUCAAUCUGGUUCUAGCCACAGACAUUGCCAAUCCAGAACGAAUGCAAAUCACAAAGGACAAAUGGAAGGCCGCAUUUGGAGAUGAACAGGCACACUUGUUGACGGAACAACAACAACAACAACGAGACCGAAGAGAAUCCGCCAUUACCGAAAUCACACUACCCCGCCAAAACAAUAGUAGUAGUACCGUGCGAGAGUCCAGGCGACGCAGCAUCGGAUCCUUGUUCUCCGAUAUCACUGUCGAAUACAAUCUGCUCAACAAUGCUUUGGGAGAUGAAGCAUCCUUGUCGGAAUCGUCCGAUCGGGAUGAAGCUUUUGAAGACAUCGACCCCAACAGCAAUCAUAAUAAUAAUCAUAAUGCGGAUGGAAGUCACUACCGCUCCUGCACUCCCGAUUCCACCAUUGUAUCCCAAUUGCUGCAGAAAAUUGACGAGUCUGACAAGGAACGCCGCAACAGCGAUCCAAGUGAACACGACGGCGAGGACAACAAUAAUAACAACAACAACAAUCAGCGACUAGACAUGGUCAUGUCAAGUCAAGACUUGGGAUACUCUCCUGCAACAAUGGAUACAAAGGAGACAAACGGGGGUGCCAGUGCCGGAGGAGGCAGUCAUCAGUCUGCUUAUUCCGAAGGGACUUAUCCGUUAACAUCACAACCCAUUGCGGCACUGCGGUCCAGGUCUAUGCGAACCAGUCGAAGAGGCAGCACAACCAACGUGUCGGACGGAUAUUCAUCAAUGAUGCGAGGAAACAUGCGAAGGGCGUCCAUGUCGACCGGUGAUGAUAUGAUGAAGCGAUUGCAACGAAGACUCUCUGCAGCUUCUGCCAAGACAACCGGCGACCUCAAUGCCAAACGGUAUCGACACAGACUUGGUAUUAUGCGUUCAGUCGAUUUGGGCGGAGAAACCAUUGAGAACUAUUCUCGAAAAGGGUCGAUUUGCUCUGCCGCUUCUUUCGAAAACGAACCACGGGGGAAACGAACAUAUCAUCUGGAAGAAUUUGACCAACCAGAUGAAUUGAGAGCCACGGUGGUGCUGGAAACCAUGCUCCUCUGCUGUGAUGUAGCUCACAAUCUGCAAGGAUGGGAUCACAUGUUGAAGUGGUCCCACAAGCUCUACUGGGAGCUUCACGAAGCAAACAAGUCAGGGCGUGGGUUUGACCCCUCCUCUGGUUGGUUCGUGGGUCAAACAGGGUUUCUCCGAAACUAUAUGCUCCCGUUAGCCCAGAAGCUAGAUAGAACGGGUGUCUUUGGGUUGAGACACGGCCAAUUGUUUGGCAACACAACCCAAAGCAUCCUCGAUGCGUGGGAGGAACACGGCGAGGAGGUCACUUCGUUAUUACUGAGCAAAAGGGUGAUCGAUUUGCAUCCAUUCCGAUAACAGAUGGCAAAUACCGGUAUCUUAUCUUACAAACAAUCUACCGAUUACCCCUCAGUUGGAACCAAAGAGGAGCCGACCAACUAUUGAGGAGAGAAGGGAAAUAGCAUUCCAUCCAUCGCGAAGACAACGCCUUUGGAUUCGGCCGGGAGUUCCAUGGGAGGAUACGUUGUAUAGCGCUGGGAGAAAUGAGUCAGGAUGGUCUUCUGGGCACAGGCAUCGGAUGCUACUUUUAGCGCUUCUCCCAGCGACGAGUGCUUCUUCUGUACGCUUUGUGAGUGUUCGGAAUCGUCAAAGGAGGCCUCAUGCAACAGAUAGUUGAGUAUCCCGUGAUUGAAAGCACAAUCAAAUCUGCAUCUGUCAACGAAGCGCUUGCAAGGCCUAGUGUCGCCGCUAUAAGCGAAUGUUACAAGUGGGGUUUCGGUCUCAGCAUGACUAGGCGGCAAGCCACAAUAGGCUCCACCGAGAUCGUGACAAGGUACGCGGAGACCUGUGACGAAACCAAACGCACCAAAACAAGAAUGGUCCACACGCACAUUGGCCCAAAAGGCAAAUGGACGAUAGGGGAUUGGCGUGGAGGAAUUCUGUGAGCCUCCAGCAAUGAUGAUGCUUGCCAAGAAAGGCCACCACAACGCGUUCUGCUCGUGUGUGAAACCAUGAUACAACGGUAAACCAGUUACGCUUGCGUGGAAUCGAAUAUCGUCAUUGCCACGGAAAGCACUAUCCAAGUAUUUCAAUACUUGCACAGGCGCUACAACCAACACAGGAAGUUCAGAGGAUCCAACCUUCAUUCGCUUUUGACCUUGCAAAGGCCGGUUCUUCUGUCGAUAGCGCUGCAUUCUUGCCUGGCAAAUCGCACCAAGCACAGCUGGUAGACCUCCAUAGUGAUCCCAGUGCGCAUGCGAGAUCCAAAUGAAUUUCACAUGCCCAAGGUGACCGUAAAGAUUUUCCAAGUCGCUCAUAGAGUCACCUAUUGACGGUAGAUGCCUCUGUAGCAUAUGUAGCACACCUUCGCCACAUUCCACGAUGGAUGUCAGCAAUAGCAAAUUGUCGUCUGUACUAGGUCCAUCGUUGCCUGAGGGAGGCGUACUAGCUGGCUUUUCAUACCGCUGUGGAAAGAGCAGCGCGUAUCCCGAGGAACCCCUCAGCGGACUCGGUGCUGCACAGCCAGUGCCCAGUACAAGCAAGUGGGGACAGUGCUGACCUUUCGCGCUUGUUGGGUUUUGCGGCGAUCCCGUCAAACGUUGUCCCACUGACCCAUUCUCCCUGGCGUCGUCCCCGUUUCCCUGCACGGCUACUUCCACAAUUCGAUCAGACGUCUCUGAGGACUCGUUCGAUGCAGCAGCUUCCUCAUCACUCUCGUCGUCAAUGUCGAUUUCAUUCUCAUCAUUCACCGCUACCGGUAGCGAGGGUUUCCCAUCUAUGGUCGAGCUUUGAUUUUCCACAGCGGAAAGGUUUUGAAAGAAAUCUAGAGUGGAUUGUGCUUCUGUCUCUGUGGGAUCGAAGCUGGUAGUUCCACUAGACUGUUGGCUUGGUUUUCUCCUAUCAAAGAAGAUGGGUGGUUGUGCACACAAGAUGCUGGAGAAGGGUUGCAAAUUCCAUCGCAGAGAGGCUACUGCUGAACCUCUGCUAUCGGUACUACAGCCAGAACAAGAAGAUUGGUUUGGUUCACGCCAAAUGAUGUUGUUCGGCAAGAUCUUGUUCCAUGACUUGAUCAUUUCGUUGGCCCGAAGCAAAAUCCUUGGAUCUCUGCUGUCAUUGGGCCUGCAAAAGCAGACAUGAGCAUUGGGAAACAACUUCCGGGCGUUGGAAAGAAAGAGGUCCUCGGCUGUUCCUUCUCCCACCGCCAGAAUAGAAUGUAUAUCAAGGCACUUUGCAUCUUCUCCCAGGACCACCCUGUUGGAGGGUUCUUGCCACAGAUCGAGGAAAACAGACCAUGCAUGUAUGCAGGGGAGCACUGCCAUUGUGUAAUUGUCGAUUUUCUGGUGCUGUCGGCAUGUGACCAGGUAAAUGAGAUGUUCCAAUUUUACUGGACAAGUGGCAUGCACCACAAUGUAGUCGUCCUCGUACAUUUUCCACCAAGAGCGCGGCGUCUGUGUAUUGAGUGGCACUGAAGCAAUCCGAAGACGAGGGUAUUUCUUGUGGAUGGUCAGCAGUUCUGUCAUUUCCUCCACUUUCCCAGCGUCCUCUUCGUUCCCAGUGACCACUGUCAGAUCAGGUGCUCCUGCUUGAUUGAGGGCCAAGAGAAGCCCAGGCAAUCCCCACAGACCACCCCCAUGGACAGUGCCAACAGCCGACACAGAAGAAGACUCCUUGUGAUUGUUGUUACAAAAUACUGCUUUGGUGCAAGCCCAGGACAGUUUCUGAUCUGCCACAAGUCGUGCUGUCAUAUCGCCCAAUCCAAGGAGGGCAUAGCGCCCCAAAACUGUCACCCCCGAAAGACUCAGACUGCCUUGGGCAUGCUGUUCGGAAAAAUCCCCACCCGAGAGAACCGACAGAAACACCGUCGGCUCGAGACUCUCAGAUCCAUUCGACACAACAUCCAGGAGAUAGUCACAUUUUCGGAAUGUUACACCUCGUUGUGGGUGGGCCAUUCUUGGUUUACCACAAGCAAGUCAAUCAAUCAAUCAAGAGCACAAAACGAGGCAGAGACCUUCAAUCAUUAUUGUCAGGGUGGGGAAGCUCGGGUGAGGAGGAUCAUGGAUCAUCGCGAGGAUGGAGGAUGAGGGAAUGAGGGGUCCACGCCAAAGAGGGAAAGUACCGGAGACGAAAUCGAAUAUUCGAAGAAAACUGACGUCAUAAUCAAGUCAUAAUGACCUGUAGAAAAACCA
Messenger RNA from Seminavis robusta, 5329 nucleotides. The record is from the annotation of a GenBank genome assembly. Lineage: Eukaryota; Bacillariophyta; Bacillariophyceae; Naviculales; Naviculaceae.